Loa loa (African eye worm) is the source of this 4578-nucleotide messenger RNA. RefSeq lists its product as hypothetical. Gene Ontology annotation, molecular function: nucleosome binding. The record is from RefSeq and is a predicted model, not a curated record. Bases 1 to 4578 code for a protein of 1525 amino acids. Lineage: Eukaryota; Metazoa; Nematoda; Chromadorea; Rhabditida; Onchocercidae. Gene Ontology annotation, biological process: chromatin organization. The transcript is spliced from 28 exons. Gene Ontology annotation, cellular component: nucleus.
AUGGCAGAGCCAGGUGAUGCGGUACGAGUGGACGAUGUGGAAAAUAGUAGCGAUGAUGAGGAAGAGGAUGAGGAGGAAAGCAGUACUGGAAGUGAUGAAAAUUCAACUGAAGAAAGCAGCAGUGAAGUUGAAAGUGAAGAGGAAAGUAGCGAUGGUGAUGGGGAUGAUGACAGCAAUGUUUGGGAUUCUGUAGAUGAUGGAGCACAAACUGAAGAAGCAGUUGAAGCUUCAUUACAAGCGGAUUACACAAAGGCUCUCAACCUUAUCGUAGAUGGUCGCAAACAGAAAGCGUUUGCAAUGAUGAAAAAACUUCUUCAGCAUCCAAUUCUUCAAAAGUUUGAAGUCAAUAUCAAUUUGUUCAACUGGAAUGAAGCUAGAAAAGAAGCUUGUGCGAAUCAAUCUCGUGUAUCUGCUAUGGCUCACCUUUUCUCAUCUUUACACUUCAAUAUCGGUCGACUUUUAGACGAUCCAAUAGAUCACUUAUUAAGCGCGUUAACCGUAUAUCCAAAUGAUGAAUAUUUAUGGAAGUAUGUAGGAGAAGAAUCCUUGAAAGUACGGGAUUGGUCUAUGGCACUGUACGCAUUCAGAAACUGUUCGUCUGUCUGGAGUGUUAUUCGCGGGAUUCUUAUCGCUUUGUAUAACGCCAACCUGUUUGAAGAUUGUCUCCUAAAAAUAAAAUCUGUGUUAGAAUACGACAAGACCUAUUUUUUGGGACGAGUUUUGAAAGAAAUAAUUCGGGAAACAAAUUCGUACUGGGAAAUGAGAUGUCGUCAGAUUUUUAACGAAGAUCCGGCUCUUGUGCAAGAUGAAGAUGUUAUGAAAAUUACAAAGAAAGAAAAAGAAUGGAUUGUAAAUGAAAUCGCAAAUAUUGGAAGGUCUACUGCUAACGUUGAACCUGUGUUCAGACCAAUAGUGGUUGAGUUGGGCAUCUGUUCAAACUUAGCGGAAAUAGGAGUUUAUUUGUGCGAUAUAUAUGACCGCAUCGAAUCCUUUUCCAGUUUCUCAAAACAAUCUGUUGUGGUAUGUAGCAGGAAUCUGUUGAAUGAAUUCGAGGAAGUUGUUCACGAUGUUUCUAAUGACCUUAUAGAUUGUGUUAACGUGAUCCAGGAUUUAAUUGAUAGAAUUGUAUCCGUAGAAGUUAUUCAACCUGCUUCGAGUAUUCGAAAACAAUCAGAUUCGGGUUUGGACUGGAGACGACGUUCCGUUCGUUUUCGCGCUGAAUUUAAUAUUGAAGAAUCUGGUUCAGAAAAUGAAAAGAUUUUGAUUGCCUCACUGCUAAAUUAUUCAUGCGCACAAGAAUCCUCGAUUGUUCCACUUAUGUCGAUGAAACCAUCUUCAAUGGCAGACUUACCUGCAAGAAGAGCACCUGUAUACUUGCUGAUAGAUGAUAGAACAUCGCUGCGUAGAUGUGUUGUAUACCUUGCAAGCAAGUUUAUGGAUGAAAAUGGACGAAUUUUUGAGAUUUUGGAGCAAUUAUUGUUUUGGUACUCGAGGAACUGCUUUUGCAUUGUUAUUACGGACCACUUACGAGAGGUCAUUAUUGGUUGUUAUAUCCGAUGGAUUACUAAUUUUGGGAAUACUUCAAUGAUUUGUGGCGACGGACUUCUUCCUAUUCAUACGAUGCUGUCUGAACUGGGCUCCGAAAAAGCCAUGUUUCUUUGCUACUCUUCACUUUCUUCGUCUUUGGAGCAAGAGUUACGCGUUCGAAUACUUUGGUCAAUUGCAGUAAAUGGUACAAACACUUUCCCUUUUCAGGUUUGUAAAAAUCAUAUAUGGUUGUUAUUGACUAUGUUAAAAUCUGGUUGUAAUUCUAAAGUCAAGUACCAAUCGCUGAUUAGUGGCCAUGAAUUAAUCACCUUGGAAACAGUUCAGAAUCUAAUUGCCCAAAUGGAACGUCGGGAAAGCCUUGAAGCUAUUCAGCGAUUGUUUGAUAAUCGUCAUUUUGAUAAGGUGGUUGACAUUAUCAUCGAUAACUUUAGUUGGAAGGAUGUUGAUCGUAGUGCACUUCUUUCAACAGCAACAAUUCUAAUUGAUUCAUACCUUGAAUUAAAUGAUAUGGAUGGUGCAUCUGAAUGGAUUAGCAGAUUGCUUGAUUUUACUGGAGGAUUUGCUGGAACUGAGGAAGUGAUUACAAGGUUGAAACGGCUUGUUAUAGAACGUAUCUGUUUGGAAAAUAUUUCUAACCUAGUGCAUUGCAUUGUUCAUCUUCUUGUUCUCGGUGGCUAUGAAUCAGACACUGAUCUUUGGCUUAUAUUGUACCGUUGUGCUUACCAUCUGGAGGGAGAGUACACAGUGGAAACACUAUCCACACUAUAUGACGGUGGUUGUCAAAUGCUUACUUCUGCAUUGAAUAUCCUAGUCACUGCGCAUGAAGCGAUAGCAAAGCAUAACAGAUGCUUCGUUGAUGAUCAUAGUUUCCCGCUAUUUGUUUUGAAUGAAUUUUCAAAAAUUCGGGCUCAUCCUGCAGUCGUUGAGAUUCUUUCAACUCGCGAAUGUAUCGAACAAAGUCGUGCUUUCAUAGAUGAAGUGCAUCAGUGUCUAUUUUGCUUAUACGGGUGUCCAUCAAGACGUAAGAGACAGUUGGAAGAACAUGGCGGUACACACAAUCAUGAGCCAAGUUUGAAAGAUAUUGAGAACGUCUUGUCGCUGCUGUUACCUGAUAAAAUACCUCCAUAUGAUGGCACUUGUUGUUUUGAUCUGAUUGAGUUUGUGCAAAAGAAAGCAUCUUCAUUUCUGGAACCUACAGAGAAUGAAAAAGAAAAGCUGUUCGUAUUUGAUCGUUUCAUUGCGCAAGCAGAAGUUCGCGCAGAUUGGCCUCGAUGUGCAGAAAGUUCUCCACUCCGAUCAGGAGUAUUUUAUCAACUAGCACUGCAUUCAUAUCGCAGCCACAAAGUAGAUGAUGCUGUCCAGUACGCUAAAUUGUUUCUUCUUUGUGCUUCUGCUACAUUACCCAAAGAAGUGUUUUUUUGGGAUUGGACCGUCCUAGCAUUCGCUGCUACCUCAGUUUUCUUCACGGAAAGUUUUCCUUUAUUAGUAAACAAAAGGAUAUCAACCGGUGAAAUACAACUUUGUAAUAUAGAUAAUUCGAUCUUAAUAGCAGUGUGUAAUAUACUCCGUGCAGUUAGACCCAUGUUUUUACUCAAUACUCAGGUUGAUGAGGAUGAAAUGUCCCUGCACUUUGAUUGUAGUGUAUUUUCUUUUCGAAUGGCUCUUUUUUUUGAUCCAUCUGAUCGAUAUGUUAUAUUUAAUUUCGGUAGCGCAUUAUAUCAGAUCAAUUCUCGGAUACGUCGAUAUAGAGACAAGCUCUCUUUGGAUGAUAUUCGGCAUCGAUGGGCUGACCGCCGGAUCAAAGGCCUCCUGGAAGAAAGCCGACGCCAGUUUGAAACCUGCAUAUCACGUUUGCCGGACGGUGAUGUAGACAAAUGGCGAUGUCACUACUUCCUAGCGAAAAUUGCAGAGAAAUGCGGAGACACCCUUGAAGAUGUAUUCCAUCAUUAUCGUGAAUCAGCUCUUCAACUGGAAGUUGCGGGAGUUCAGUAUCCGAGUAGAAUCAAUACCAAAAGGCAGGAGCAUGUGGAAGCAAUCGAGAUUCAUUAUCGCGCUUACGCCUCUUUGCUGAAGUAUUUACUGGAAAGGGCAACAGAUUGGAAUCGAGAGGAUCUGAUGUUAAUGCAUGCCUUUGCUUUGUGCUUCCGAAGCCACGGCGUUUGUAAGCAAAAGGAUAGUGACGAAUUGUGGCAAUGUCCACAAGUAAAAGCAGUUAUCAGUAGUCUCCGGUACAGGUGCACGGAACCGGCCGAUACUGUGCAAGGAGUGCUCGAAGAUUUGAUAGAACGGACCGCGCUCAAAUUGGAGAUUCUACACCUCUGUGAAGAAGCUUUCAACAUUUGUAUCCGUAGAUUUCCACACUUCAAAUCAUACUAUCGAUUGUCGCAAUUAGCGCUUUACAAAGGAGAUGUUCGGGAAGCGUCAAAUUAUUUAUUCGGUCGUUUUCUUGUCAAAAAAAAAGCAAACUUCAAUCCAGAUAAUAUAUUCGAGAAUGUGAUAACGAUUUCCUGUAAAGAUAUUGACCGGGGAGAUGCACUUCAGUACCAUCUUGGUCGCAUAAGCGCUUUAGCAAUAUAUUUAUCUGCCUUGCUGGAUGAUUUCAAGGCUCUUGCUACCUUGAUUCAUACAUUCUGUACAUUGGAUUUCUGUAACAAUACGGAUUAUUUGUUAAAACGAGACCUGAUAAUGCUUUAUCGUAAUGGCUUAACCAAAUUUCUCGACUGCAUACAGCGGAAAAUAAAAAACAAUGCAGUGGAGAGUCAACUUCUCUGUUCGGUCUAUGAUCUUUAUCAAUACGCUGGAAGGAAUAAUGUACAGCGUCUCUGUGAGCGGCUUCGGCCAGUAAUUAUUUUAGCUACGAAGGAAUUAGCUGGUUAUGAUGAAAAGAUUGAACCAAUACUGUUUUGUAAGCAACUCUAUAUCGCUUCAAAGAGAAAGCUGGGCAAACGGAAACUGAGUGGCAGUUCAACUACUCAAGCGAAAUCAUUCCGCCCAUUCUCUAGUCCAAAUUCCAGUCUUACGUUUAUCUAG